Molecule: messenger RNA, 1477 nt
Organism: Anopheles stephensi (Asian malaria mosquito)
Lineage: Eukaryota; Metazoa; Arthropoda; Insecta; Diptera; Culicidae
Exons: 4
Coding region: 106-1404 (432 amino acids)
Source: RefSeq, a predicted model, not a curated record
GUACUUUGGCGUCAAUUCACUCUAGCGUCCAGCUUGGCUCAAGUGUUUGGGUAAAAAAGCAGAAAAGUAUUGAACGUAAAAAGGUAAGAAAGUAAAAAGUUCGCAAUGUCUACGCCACCGGUAAAGAGAAGCCGAAAAGUGAUGAAUCGGGCGAAUAAGAUGCUAGCGGUCUUACAUUCGGAGGUCCGCCAGCAAAACCGGGAUGAGGAAGUGCCGGGACCGAGCCGGAUUGUGCCUCGACUCAUUGAUUCAACUAUCCAGGGUGAAAAUCAACCCCAGGAGAUGGAAGAUUCAUCGCAGCUGGCUAAUCUCACCGACGCAGCAUUCGGCGAAAAUAGUUUUAAUAUUUUUGGUGGUGGUUCAGAAGGGGAUUUAGUUGUAGAAGAAUUAGAUGACAGUAGUACGGUAGAGCAAGGUGGUGGGAUAAUAGAUUUAGAAGGUAGUGUAGAAGUUGAUAACGACGAUGUUCACGAAAGUGAUAAUAGCGUUGACAGUGAAGUUGACGAACGGGUUGACGAAUCCACGGCUGCCCAUAUCUGCAAAAACCAUUCAAAUAUUGGUGAUUGCUUAAGAGAUUGGGCAAUCGUGCAUAAUCAACCACGUUCAUCAGUAAAUGAAAUUUUAGAUAUUUUCAGAAAAUGGACCGCUCUACCGCUUCCCAAGGACUCGCGUACGUUGUUGAAAACAUCAACAACCAUCGGCCAGGAGAUACGAACCGUACCAGGAGGAGAGUUUUGGUACAAAGGAAUUGAAAAUAAGCUCAACAGUUACUUUCAGUCAAAAGCUCCGUCAACACAUAUUAUUUCCAUUCAGCUUUCCAUAGAUGGGCUUCCUCUUCAUAGAGGGGGACCAAUGCAAGUUUGGCCCAUCUUAAUGAAAGUUGAACAGAUGCCCAAUGCUCCGAUUAUGAUGAUCGGAAUGUUCUGUGGGCCGGCGAAACCUGAAAGUUUGGAAGUUUUCCUGAGGCCGUUGGUAGAAGAGGGCAAACACAUCCAUGAAAGAGGAUUGCAUAUUGGUGAGGAAGUACGGCAAUUAAAAAUUCGCGCUAUAAUUGCAGAUUCACCUGCGCGGGCUUUCAUAAAAGCAACAACCUACUUUAACGGAUACCAUGGCUGUAUGAGAUGUACCUGUUGUUGCUACGGGAACAACAGUGGACGUAAAACGUCCCCGUUGGUGAACCGGCCACGCGAAGGUAUGGCCGAUUCGGAAAAGAAGUCGCGCGCCUUCCUUCGGGCGUUGAAUCAACGGAUGCAACGUACCUCGCACAGGUCAGACAAGUGGCUUCAUUCCCGGAUUACCGGGCGAUCUUCCAAAAGUGGACCUGAUGGGAGGGGCGGUCGCGAUUCUUCCAAUUCCUCCGACGGAGCAGUUGGUACUACUAGAGCACCGGCCCGAAUUCCGUAGGGAGGACGAGGUCGAAUCUUCCGCUGACCAACGCCUGGACACUGGUUUCUCUCCUAGCUUCCGACGAAGUGGU